This is a messenger RNA of Epinephelus lanceolatus (giant grouper), 2028 nucleotides long. Lineage: Eukaryota; Metazoa; Chordata; Actinopteri; Perciformes; Serranidae. The record is from RefSeq and is a predicted model, not a curated record.
AUGGUAUGGAUUUUAAACCUGGGAUGUUCAUCUCUGGAGAAACUUCUGCUGGUCAAAGUGGAGAAAGAUCCUUUUUUAUUUCUCCCAGAAGAUGAGUGGUUCUGCUCCAAAAUAGUGGUGACGACUCCAGAAGGAGAAGCCAUUCUUUUCCCCUGUUACAGAUGGAUCUCCAGGGGAGAACUGGUGGAGCUGAGAGGAGGGAAAGCCACGAAGGUUUUUGAGGACGACCAUCCCCUGUUGACUGACCACAGGAAAAAUGAGCUGAUGCUUAAAAAGACUUUGUACCAAUGGGAGAAUUCUGAUAAAAAGCUACCACACAAGAGUCAUUUCAAAGAUGUAUCUGAGCUCCCAUCAGAAGUCUGCUUCUCUUUGUCCAAGACAAUGGAAGUUCUUUAUACAAAAAACGUAAUGGGUGCUGAGCUCAUGUUUAAGGGGAUGCUUGGAGCCACUGAAAGCUGGGAAAAAAUUGAGGAUAUGGAAAACAUCUUUUGGUCUAAAAAGACACAAAUGUCAGAGUAUGUUUCAGAGCACUGGAAGGAAGACGACUUUUAUGGAUCCCAGUUUCUGAACGGAGUCAACCCCAACAUGAUCAAGCGCUGCUCAGAGCUUCCCCCAAACUUUCCAGUCACAGAGGAGAUGGUGAAGCCGUUCCUGGCAGAGGGAACCUCUCUGCAGAAGGAAAUGGAGAAAGGUAACAUAUUCCUCUGUGACUACAAGGUAUUGGAUGGAUUACCAACUAAGGUUUAUGAUGGUGAAUCUCUGCACGUGACUCCUGGUUUCAUAAUGUUCUACUUGAAUCCCGAAAACAAACUGAUGCCAAUUGCAAUACAGCUGUAUCAACAACCCUCUGAGCAGAACCCCAUCUUUCUGCCCAGUGACCCAGAGACUGACUGGCUGCUGGCCAAGAUGUUUAUUAAAAAUGCAGACUUGUUGCAACAUCAGGCAGUCUAUCACUUCACAAACUCUCAUGGUUUGGCAGGAGUCUUUACUGUUGCCACUCUGCGCUGCUUCCCUGUGUUUCAUCCCCUCUACAAGCUGCUGAUCCCUCAUUUCCGUUACACUCUCCAAAUAAAUACUAUGGGACAGAAAUCUAUUUAUGGACCUGACGGCAUUUUGAGUAAAACUUCAGCUGGACUCCAGGGGAACAUAGAGCUCGCGGAAAAGGCUCACUCUGAAUUGACCUACAGCUCCCUCUGUCUGCCAGAGAACAUCACUGCACGAGGACUGGAGUCCAUACCCAACUUCUACUACAGAGAUGAUGGCCUGAAGCUGUGGGACAUCAUCUACAGCUUUGUGAAGGCAGUGGUGGAGUACUAUUACCCCUCAGACAGUGAGGUGCUGAAAGACACUGAGCUGCAGGAUUGGAUCAGUGAGAUAUUCACACAUGGCUUCUUGGGAAACAAAACUUCAGGGUUUCCAUCAGAGUUUCACACUGUUGAGGAAGUGAUCAAGUUCAUCACAAUGAUAAUCUUCACAGUGACAGGUCAACAUGCUGCAGUCAAUAAUGGACAGUUUGACUACUACUCUUGGAUCCCCAAUGGCACGCUCCUGCUGCGCAAACCUCCACCAACCACUAAGGGGCAGUCAAGCAUGAAGACAAUUUUGGAGACCCUCCCAAAUGUUGGCGAGACAGUGAAAUUUGUAGCCAUGGGGUGGACGCUUACAAACAAGUACACAGAUGUGGUUCCCUUGGGUUCAUACCCUGAUGAACGAUUUGAUGAGCCUGCCCCUAAGCAGAUGAUGAAGGAAUUUCAAGCAGAGUUGUCCAACCUCAGUGAAGAAAUAACAACAAGAAACUAUCAGCUUGUAGUACCCUACACAUAUCUGAACCCUCCUGUGAUAGAGAACAGUAUAACUAUUUAACUAAGCCUGAUAAACCCUUUUGUUUUAUUUUUCUGCAUUAGUCAAUAUCCAUAACAUCAUUAUACCUGUAUUGCAUGCUGGGUUGUGUGUUAAAAUUAUAUUCUGGGUUGUAAGAUGUUAAGUGGGACUAUAAGGGCACCUAUAUCUUUGUGUGAAUUAAGUGUU